AUGAACUUUGAGUCUCUUGACCCCAUGUUGCGUGGCGAGGCCACCCCUGAACCCACUGACAUCGACAUGCGUGACGAUGACAAUUUUGGCACUCAGCUGGGUGCUAACCCGCCAGAUGCCAGUCACCAGGCUGACCACCGACGAGAUAUUGAUCCGGAAUCUGAAUCCGACUUGUCCGAACUUCCAGACGAUCCUCUGGAGUUCCUUAGGAUCUUGCAGGAUACUGUAUUCUCGCGAGAAAAUACAAUGGACUUUGCCCGUCGGAUCUUUGCUUCAGAAGGCAUUGCUACCGGCCACUUCACCACCGUCAUCUACCUCGAAACGCUCCGCAGACUUCAGGCUACCCCCACCGCCGGUUUGAUUGCCCCGAUCGAUUUGGCCGCGGCAAACUUCACAUUUGGGAACCACAUCCGAGGUUUCCUCCGCGAUAGGAUCCGCCAAAUCCUUACCACCCACAACGUUGACGCUUACACUCAAAACAUCAACUCCCAAGGACGCGCUAUAGAACGCACUCCUUUGCUCAUCUUGAGAGCACAUGUCGAUGCCCAAGACCCUGCAUUUUGGGGCGAUUUCCUCCCAGCCGGAUAUCCCGAAGACCAAUCGGCCCAGCUCACGGUGAUGAGGUUCAUGCGUGUUCUUUUGAAGCAUGAACGAGGCCAACUCCGAAAUUUGCUGUUGACCAACAUCAAGGCAUAUGGCCGACGCUCGAUUGAAGGCUCAGUCCCUCCUCUUAUGGACCUUAUUGUUAUAAUCGACCGGGCAAUGGCCUCCCGUGGGCGUCCUCGGCCCGUCGGAGCCAUUUGCCAGGCUUACAAUAGCACCACUAAGAUCCGAAUCGCCUUCUUGAGGCUAGCUAUGGCGGAGAACUUGGUCAGUCCCCAGCCCCUCAAUUCAAUGACGAUUUGGGAAAUCAUCGAUAGUCGCCUGGAGCAUGUCUCCAGGCAGAGAAUUGCUUAUCAACGCACGUUUAGCGAAAUGGUCCUGAUCAAAGACCGCGAGCUCUUUGGGUCGUUACCCUUCAAGGACAUCCCACCCGAAACUGUGCGCCUCCCGACCGAUGAAGAUGUUGAAUCGUCACCACUCAUUCGCUAG
Messenger RNA from Puccinia graminis f. sp. tritici CRL 75-36-700-3, 1092 nucleotides. RefSeq lists its product as uncharacterized. NCBI's taxonomy places the organism in Eukaryota, Fungi, Basidiomycota, Pucciniomycetes, Pucciniales, Pucciniaceae. The transcript has 8 exons. The record is from RefSeq and is a predicted model, not a curated record. The coding region runs from base 1 to 1092 and encodes 363 amino acids.